Molecule: messenger RNA, 1912 nt
Organism: Pogonomyrmex barbatus (red harvester ant)
Lineage: Eukaryota; Metazoa; Arthropoda; Insecta; Hymenoptera; Formicidae
Gene: eEF1delta
Product: elongation factor 1-delta
Biological process (GO): translational elongation
Cellular component (GO): cytosol; eukaryotic translation elongation factor 1 complex
Molecular function (GO): translation elongation factor activity; guanyl-nucleotide exchange factor activity
Source: RefSeq, a predicted model, not a curated record
GUGUUCAGGCUCCUUUUACUUGGCUCAUUUCCUCCACGGAGUACUGUGAUUUGGCUUAUUUUUAAUUUAUUGAGUCAAUUUGGUAUUUGGACGUGGCUCAAGAAAUAAUUCAUAGUAUUUUUGCUUCGUAAAAAAUAAAAUAUCGAAAAGAUGACUACUGCUACAAUGGCAACCGUUGCAUUGGCUAAAGAAAAGAUAUGGUUCGAUAAACCAUCCUAUGACAAAGCAGAACGGCAGUACUUUGAGAAAAUGGCCAAGGUGGUGUCUCGUAAGAUUGUGGGAAGCUGCACGCUUAAGUCUGACAAAUCUAUAACUGAUAAGUGCCAAGAUCUAAUCAGUACUAAUACAUUGAAGUCUAAGGCUGAAAAGUCUAAAGACAAUAAGCUAACUCAUGACUCGAAUGACUCAAAUGUGAAACGUUCUAAAUGCCAAGGAAGAAACGCGAAAAUCAAUAAAGAUGCCGUGGAUGUAUGCAACAUGCAGAAUAAGGAAAAUGCAAAAACGAGCGAAAAGUGCGAUAAUGCAAGGGAUAAUGUGAAGGAGAAAGAAAAAGCUUCUUUUAAUGAGAAAUCUAAAAAAUAUAUCGCGAAAGAGGCUAAAGAAAAAAGAAAUAAAGAGGAUACGAGAAAUAAAAAUAGGGGAAGUGAAGGAAACGAUGUUGGGGGAAAUAAAGAAGCUGUAAUGCCAUUUGCGAGAAAUAAAGAACAAUUGCCCGAUCAGGGAACUCAACAGUCCACUUGCCCAAUAUUGCCUGCUGUUGGAAGUUUGGCCAAUGAGGUUGCGAAGGCUCGACAGCAUAUUAAACAGUCUUUACAGUGUAUGGAUGAUAUUGCAGUACUUGCUCAUAUUGCAAAUCAAGAUGUUACACCUCAUGUUGUUAAACUUGAAAAAGAAAAUCAGGAUCUGCGGAAUAUUGUUCAGGAUCUGAAGAGCACUGUUGAAAAGUUGAUGCAACGUGUGAAAGUUUUUGAAACUUUGGAACAACGUAUUGAAAGCCUUGAAAUGCGUAUACCUUACAAAGCAAUUUGUCCUGCAAAACCAGAACCUGAAGAAUCAGAGCAGAAGCAGGGCAAAGAAAAAGAUGAUAACGAUGAAGAUAUUGAUCUAUUUGGUUCCGAUUCAGAGGGAGAGGAUGCAGAAGCUGCCAAGAUUAGGGAAGAACGACUUGCUGCAUAUGCUGCUAAAAAAUCUAAAAAACCAGCUUUGAUAGCUAAAUCGAAUAUCAUCUUGGAUGUGAAACCAUGGGAUGAUGAAACAGAUAUGAAAGAAAUGGAAAAUGAGGUGCGAAAAAUCGAGACUGAUGGCCUUAUUUGGGGUGCUUCAAAACUCGUACCGCUUGCUUUUGGAAUUCACAAGCUACAGAUCUCGUGUGUUGUGGAAGACGACAAAGUGUCAGUAGAUUGGUUGACGGAACAGAUUCAAGAACUUGAAGAUUAUGUGCAAAGUGUCGAUAUCGCGGCUUUCAAUAAAGUAUAAAAAAAAAUAGAUGAGUCCAACUAUAAAAAUGAAUGGCGAUAUAGUUGAAAAUAAGUAUAGGUCUAUGUGCCAUUUUUGCAUUCCAUUAGCAGUAUCCGUAAUAGGAAACUGUUCAUAUGCGCGUUUCGCUGUAUUGAGUCAAAAAAGAAAGAUAUUUUAAAAAUAUUGAAUGUUAUAAUCUAAUUAUUUAAAAAUUUUGCAAAACCUGAAAAGCAAUUUUACAACAACAAAUUUAGCCAGUUUAGGUAAAUUACUUAAAGAUUUUUAUUGUUAAUUUUUGUAAUAAUUUAAAUGUGGAAAUUAGAUAUCUAUCUUUCGCUUGUGUAUAUUUCUGAUGAAUGUUGUAAUAGAUUGUUUUUGCGAAAAUGAAGUUACCUAUCACUUUAAUUUCUCAUAUUGUUGUUCUUAAAUAAAAAAAUACAUUUGGCCAAUGCAA